Molecule: messenger RNA, 2520 nt
Organism: Cuscuta campestris
Lineage: Eukaryota; Viridiplantae; Streptophyta; Magnoliopsida; Solanales; Convolvulaceae
Source: the annotation of a GenBank genome assembly
AGAUGAUCAUUACAAGGGCCAAAUGGCCGAAAUAUAUAAGGAGGGGAGAGGAGGGAAAACACACAAUAUAAUGAAUGCAAAUACAAGGAACCUUCCUACAUCCCUUUAUCAUUCACUAGCUUCCAAUCUUGAGUUGAUAAGGGCUGAUUUUGUUUGACUUUGUCUUGGCUUUGGAGCUGGCUUUGUCUGUCCUGUUGUGGAGGCAAAAAUCACAAAGAAUGAAUGAAAUCCUUUGAUGAUUGUGGUGGAUAUUCUGGCUAAAAAGAGGGGACAAACAAAGAUGGGUGAUGGAUGGUGUAUUGGCCUUAUAUUCUUGGUCAUAUGAGGUGACUGAUUUAGUAGGUGGUGUAUCAACAACAACUCAAAUGUCCCUUGGCUUUUUGUGGUUGUUUAUUCAGCCCUAGUAGGGAACAUAAAGGGGACAAGAAUGGGGAAUAUCUUGGUUGAUGUUGUGUUGGGAUAAUGAGGGAUAUUUGGCCAGAGAUUUAUAGAAAAGGAUAGAAGGUUUUAUUUGUUUAUUAAAAGGUUUAAAAGAAAGAAAAUAACAACAAACAAAGGUUGUGGUUUACACACUCUUAUUUUCGGCCAGGGCCUAAAAUAGGAGUAGGAAAACUUUAUUUUGAAAAGGAAAUAUUUUGGAUGUUUAGGGAAGGUAUGGAGAGUGUGGGCUCACCGGGUGGGUGUAGGACAACCAUGGUGUUGGGUUGGGUUCUAAGACAGGAAAAUGGAGAAGUUUCAACCCAAUUAAUGUCACCACACUUGGGCUUUAUUCCCCUGAUCUGUCUUUCCCUUGGCGGGCUACGGAGAGUCUUCGGGCAUGCUCCCGGAUAUAUAUCAAUAGGAACUUUUGGAAAACUAGGAUUAGAGUAGCUGGAUAGGAGCUCGGUAUUGUAGAGGUUGUUUUGUAGUGUGUUGUACUUGUUUGGAAUCUUCUGUUGUUGCUUGUAAUUGUUGCUUGUACUUGGUGCUUUAUCUGUGUUAUACUGUGUUCCCUUCCAUAUUUUUGUGCAGGUAGAGCCGGGGUCUCUUGGAAACAGCCUCCCUACUUCCGAGUAGGGGCAAGGUCUGCGUACACACACCCUCCCCAGACCCUACUCCUACUAUUGUGGGAUUCACCUGAGUUGUUGUUGUUGUUGUUGUAAAGGUUUUGAACUGAGAAUUAAGAAAAGUAUUUUUCCAUUAUCUUUCCUUGAGGAUUCGACCCCUUUACCUGCUACUUUACUACCUUUUAUUUGAAAUUAGUGGGCUGAAGGGAUUUAAAUUUGUAUACCCUGACAAGUGUUAACAAAUUUUUGGCGCCGUUUCCGGGGAAAGUGAAAAUACUUUCGUAAGCUCAAAUACAUAUAUACAUAUAGAGAUUUUCAACAAUUACUCAUACUUGUCAUAUAUACUGUUUUCCAACUGUCUUUGAGUAUACACUUUUGUUCCAAAGCAUUAAAUCUGUAUUUGGAUACACAUACUGACUCUUCAAGUCUUUUAGGUAUACAUACAAGCAUUACUUAAGACUUUGUGCUCUUAAGAAAUGGAAAAUUGAUACAGAGAGCUGAUACCGGUAAGAAAACUGGAAAUAUAACCCGGGCUUUUGAAAUUAGAUUUUAAUGGCUUCUGCAUCUGUGGAUGUCAAUGAUGGGGGAGAUGAUGGUAGUGUAUCAUUCCCCCGUGGUGGUCCAGUUUAUGUUCCCGACAUGGUUAGUGCACUCAUGAAGGUUUCAGAUUUUGAACUCUCUGCAUUCAAUGAGCUUAAGAGUCUUAGAGAAGAAGUUUGCUUUGACUCCCUCGAAAUGUAUGAUGACGAGAUCUCGGUAGAAGAACUCAAAAUUGAAAACGAGGAAAAUCUGGUAAACAUGGCAUUUGAAGAAGCAUUCAAGGUAGAAAUACCAAAUGAGAGAGAAGCACACAUAUCAUCUUCCCAUGAAUCGUCGCAUAUGAUUCCUCUUAGAUCGUGCAAGAAUGGAAAAUUAAAGGGAAAAGAUUCCCGUAAGAGGAAGCACAAAAAUGUUGAAGAUGAUGAGAGAGAAGCACACAUAUCAACUUCCCAUGAAUCGUCACAUUCGAUUCCACCUCUUAGAUCCUGCAAAAAUGGAAAAUCUAAGAAAAAAAAUUCGAGUAAGAGGAAGCACAAUUGCGUUGAGGGCAGGGCGGGCAACAUGCAUGAGGCAACUUCUGGCAUUCGUCUCUCUGGCUGAGUUCCGGGCGCAAGGCUUUGGCCUUCCAUGUCUUCUGUAAAAUUGUUGUUGGCCAGUCAUUGUUUUUAAAAAUAUGUUGGACCUGGGCUAAGUAAUUAAAAACAUAAAUAGACUUACCUUAUACUACCAUAGCAAGGCAUUGCGGCUUCGAAAAGAAGGAUCAAGCACCUUCUAAAGGGUGACCACACGACUCCUGGGAAGAGUAACUUUAGUCUUCGGCAACUGUGUGCUAACAUCUUUUUUGUACUUCUCAGGAUCGCAGGUUUUAGUUUUUGUCUCUUCAUUCUUUUUCUAGUGCGUUUCUCACUUGGUUUAUUUACACUAUGUUUGGUUU